This is a messenger RNA of Phragmites australis (common reed), 351 nucleotides long. RefSeq names its product glutathione S-transferase U17-like. Gene Ontology annotation, molecular function: glutathione transferase activity. Gene Ontology annotation, biological process: glutathione metabolic process. Gene Ontology annotation, cellular component: cytoplasm. The transcript has a single exon. The coding region runs from base 1 to 351 and encodes 116 amino acids. Lineage: Eukaryota; Viridiplantae; Streptophyta; Magnoliopsida; Poales; Poaceae. The record is from RefSeq and is a predicted model, not a curated record.
AUGCGGGCGAGCCCGUUCGUGCUGCGGGUGAGAAUGAGACUUGCCCUCAGCUUCAGGGACCUGAGGUAUGAGUACAUCGAGGAGGAGAUCUUCGGCAACAAGAGCGAGAUCCUUCUCAAGUCCAACCCGGUGUACAAGAAAGUGCCCGUGCUCAUCCACAACGGCAAGCCCGUCUGGGAGUCGCAUAUCAUUGGGCAAUUUAUUGACGAGGUCUUCGGCGCCACCGGCCCCUCUCUUCUCAUCGCAGACCCCUACGACCGCGUCGUGGCUCGCUUUUGGGCUGCAUACAUUGACAAGGUACAUGCCACCAUGCAAAAUACCCUGUUCCGUAUUUUCAUUGAAGAAUUUUGA